Molecule: messenger RNA, 606 nt
Organism: Gastrolobium bilobum
Lineage: Eukaryota; Viridiplantae; Streptophyta; Magnoliopsida; Fabales; Fabaceae
Product: pathogenesis-related protein PR-1-like
Exons: 1
Coding region: 1-606 (201 amino acids)
Cellular component (GO): extracellular region
Source: RefSeq, a predicted model, not a curated record
AUGAGCCAGUCCAGUUCCACACGCUCUAUGAGCCUGAUGUGUUUCAUCACCAUCACUGUCGCCCUGUUUCUGUUGCUUGUUACAACCACCCAUGCUAGGAUCUUAGACCAAAAUCAACAAAUAAGCUUUCCAGAACAAUUCUCAAUUCCCCAGAAUGCUUACCCAGACCAAGAACAAGAACAAGAAAGAAGCUUUGCAAGCCAGUUCUUGAUUCCCCAUAAUGCUGCACGGUCCAAGGUCAGAGUGCCACCAUUGGUGUGGAGCGCAAAGCUAACACGCUACGCACAGUGGUAUGCAAACCAGAGAAGCAAUGACUGCGCCCUUGAGCAUUCCAACGGGCGAUACGGUGAGAACCUAUUCUGGGGUGGCGGAGCUGGGUGGACCCCAGCACAAGCUGUCAAGCUUUGGGCCGAAGAGGAGCAAUAUUACGAUUACAAUCUUAAUUCUUGUGAUGAAGGACAAAUGUGUGGUCAUUAUACUCAGAUUGUGUGGAACAACACUAGGAAGGUUGGCUGCGCUAGCGUUGCCUGCUCUGGUGAUCAGGGUACCUUCAUCACUUGCAAUUAUCAUCCUCCUGGCAACUACAUUGGAGAAAGACCUUACUGA